CACACCACCUUCAAUUCAGAAAAAAAAAACUCUCUCGCUCUCUCUCUCUCUCCUCUCUUCCGUGUGCUGCCCACACACACACAGAGAACUUCCUUCAAUGGCGACCGAUCCGAUCGCCGACCUCUCUCGCACCAGGCGCGUCGUCCUCCUCAUCGACCUCGACCCGCUCCUCCGUCCCCAACCCCCGUCGCCGCCGCCGCCGUCCCCUUACCUCUCUUCCCUCCUCGCCGCCGCCGGGACCCUCCUCUCCCUCCCUCCCCUCUCCUCCUCCUCCUCCCUCUCCUCCUUCAAGUUCUUCUUCUCCUCCCUCUCCCCGAUCCUGUCCUCCUCCAGGAUCCCCGAUUCCCCUCUCCACCUGUCCUUCGACGGCCCCGCGGCCACCCUCCGAUCCCUGGCCGGCUCCCUCGGCUCCCUCUCGAGCGGUCUCGCGGGCUCGGCGGCGUCGAGUUCCGUGCCGCGGGCGGUGAACGUUGCGGCCUCGAUGCGCCAGCUCCUGCACGACUACGCCUGGGACAUCGUGGCCGACGAGGAAGGUUCGGGUACGGCUCCGUGUAGUGAUUUUGCUGUUAGAUCUACUUUGGUCGUUAUGCUCUCGCCCUUGUGUAGAGAUAGGAAAUCGGGCUGUGAAUUCUUGGGAGCGGAGACGGAAGGUGAGGCGACGAGCAAUGCCGAAUGGUUUUGCGAUAAAUUUCGUGGGGUUUUUAAGAACGUCAACGAUGCAUUUGUCAGUAAAGAUAUUCAUUUCAGCUGGGUUGAUGUGAACUGCGAAUUGGAAUGUGAAAUGAAAGAGGUUGGGGACGAAGAAUCGGAAUGGUUUGCGGAUUUCCGGGAUGCAAUCAGGAGAAUAGGAUGGGGGUUUUGUUCGACUAGAUCAAUUGUGUUGGGUUCUGCUCUUGUGCCCUUUGGAUUGAUAUAUCCCAGAAUUGCCAUUCUGUCGAGAUAUUUCGACAUUCGAAAUCAUGUUAACGGGACUCGUGCCACUUUGGGCCUUGAGAUUUUAGAUGUGAAAGGAAAGCCAUUGGAAUGCAAAUGCUGCGAGCUAGAAUUGGUUAAGUUGAAAACGGUGCAUAGGUACGAAGGCAAAGAAAUGUUGCUAAGUCCAGCAUCUAAAAGUUUGAGAGCUGGGCUUCAUGAAGGAAAGAGCACGUAUAUGGAACAGUUCAUUGAUGGUGUCACAAUGAUAAAUGUCAAGACAGUUCAGAAGCAGGAUAAGUUUGCUCAGUUUGGCGGGCAAUUUUCUGAACCAAUUCUUGUACGUGAAUACUCGGGAAAACGUAGGAUAGAUCAGACUUCUGGUAGCAGCAGUGACUUUUUGGGAGAUAAGGUGCUUAAAAUACUAGCAAAAGAGUCAGGCGAGCAAGUGAGAAGAAACCCUCCUAUAUGGCAAAUUUUAUUGAGCUUUAUGUGCAGGGAAGGUUUUUGGGCUUCAUUGUCACUUAAAAAUGGGAAUGGAGAUUCGCGUAUUGGUAUCCUUAAACCGUUCACUGUAUCUUCUGCUCUAUUGUUUCUUCCAAAGAUUGCUUCUUCCCCGAACAUGGAAGCAGUUAAUCCAUUGCAGUUUGCUGGUAAGCAGGAUAGCAAGAUGCUUAGGUCCAGUCCAGAUAUGCUAGACACAAAUGGGUCUAAUGACUUUCAGUGUGGAUCUUUGUCCACUAAGAAGGACAUCAAACUUGGCGAUAGUAAAAGGAAAAAGAACAGAGAGAACUUGCAUUUCCUUCAGAACCUUACAUGGCCUGCCUUCUACAAAAGUGCAUCUGAAGGUUUAGAAUUGAAAUUGGAGGAUUUAUAUUUUUCCAGGGAAAUUGAUAAGUCCAAGAAGUUAAAAUUUUUGAAAUGUUGGAUGAAACAGGUUCAAAGAGCUAUCCAGCUUGGCCUUUUCUCAGAUGGAUCCGAGCACCAAGUUCACAUGCUAGUAGAAAUGGAGAGCAGACAAGCAGACACUCCAGAAGUGAAUGAACAGCCAAUCUCUGCAUGUGCCUCUUGCGUAGAGGAUUCUUUGACUGCAGUUUCUAGGGUACAAGAUGAAGUUGCAUGUGGAAAUGAUAUGGGAAGUCCAGAAGAUUUCCUCAGUAGCGUACCCAGUAAGAUCCGUCAAGGAAUUGAAUCUGAGGGGGUAGACUUGGGGGCUUUGGCAGAACGGCUUGUGAAAUCCUGCACAUUAUAUAUAUACCAGAAUUUUGAAUCCGAAAUGGCUGCAGCGAAUCAGUCCCCUUCAGUGAAUGCAGAUGAUGCUUGUUGUGGCAGGGUUGCUGCUGAGUUGAUGAAACUUGUACUUUUGGAUCCGAAGGACUUCACUGAAAAGAACAAAAUGAGGGAUCAAUCCUGUCCAAAGUCAGAUUCAACUGCUUCGGCGUGUGUAAUUAGAGAAUACGAAUUGCAGAUAUUUUUUAGGAUGGAAAUACUGCGCUUGCAAAUAGCUACCACAUUUAAGGAGUCGGUGAAGCUAAGGUUUGUGAAGCAAAUAUGCCUGUUUCUGGAGUGCAUCCAAUGUCAAAUGGAGGGCGGCUUUUUUGGUGAUUGGAGCCUUCAUAAUUAUGUGGGAAAGAUCAUAAAGAGCAGAUAUUUUUCUGAUCUAGAGGAGGUGGUCCAGCGCAUCUAUUCCAAAAUGGAUUUGCUGUUAUUCCAUGACAAGGAAGAUGAGUUGCCCAAUCUGCAACUCAAUAGUCAAGACAGCAGUAAAUCCGGGAGAGGUAACACAGAUGAAGAUAAAAUGGACAAAAACAUCGGGAUUGAUAAAUCGGUUUCAGCUGAAAAUGAAUUAGAUGAACAAUGGCAAGGCAAGGAUGCCAGAGCGAAUCGUGAGGAGCAUCUCCGCAGAUUAAAUGAAGCUCAGGAAAGAAGAGAGAGGGCUCGGAGAUUCGCAUCAUUCACAAGUUGGGUACCCGAUCUGCAAAGGGUCUGGGCUCCAAAGCAGCUCACGGGAACGAAGAACAAGUCCGAUCCUCGGAGAAAGCUACCGAAGAAGAAAGAUCGAACCAGGACAACCUGCGACAUGGUUUUCGAGACUCCGAUGACUGACAAUAAACGCUCCUGCCUGCGAGCCAACAGUGGCAAGAAUAAGCUGGAUCCUUCAUUACCUUUGUGUGGUUCUGUUUCGAAGGCUCUAUUUUCUGAUGACAACUGACACAAGCCAUUGCAAAAAUUUCUUGGCUGGCCUGACUAAAACAGCUUCCUAAUUCCUCAUUCACAGUCAACAUAGAGCACAGGCAGCUGUGACCCUGAAGACGUGUACAUCGCGACCGAUCUUCUUACCAUCUUCUGUACAAUGACUUGUUUCGAAAGCUGAUUCAACUAAUCAUAUUGCCGAGCUUUGGUACCAACGAUCUUGUAGUUCUAGGGGAACAUGACUGCUGAACUUGUACAUUGUGAUUGAUUUUCUAUGUUUAUUGAACAUAAAUGACUCGCACAAGAUAUAUUUGUUGAUUU
Syzygium oleosum is the source of this 3426-nucleotide messenger RNA. RefSeq lists its product as uncharacterized. Gene Ontology annotation, cellular component: nucleus. NCBI's taxonomy places the organism in Eukaryota, Viridiplantae, Streptophyta, Magnoliopsida, Myrtales, Myrtaceae. The record is from RefSeq and is a predicted model, not a curated record. The transcript is spliced from 3 exons. Bases 98 to 3124 code for a protein of 1008 amino acids. Gene Ontology annotation, biological process: DNA replication; regulation of DNA-templated DNA replication initiation; mitotic DNA replication checkpoint signaling. Gene Ontology annotation, molecular function: chromatin binding.